UUAUUGACGUCACAACAUGGCAGUCUUCUUGAGCCGGUUACACCACAUUGCGCUCCACGUUACAAAUGUGGAGAAAGUAAGUCACGAGCUGGUCUCUAAAUUCAAGUUUAAUUUGUUCGCGACCAGGCUGACGGACAGCUGUCGGCAGCUGGCGUUCAGAAAGGGAGCGGCGGUUUUCGUGGUGAACGAGCGACCGGCCAUCAAAGAAAACGGUCCACAGUCACGCCGGGUCCUCGCGGGGACAGACACCGCGGAGUGGAACGGGAAAUGCCUUUAUGACGUCAGCCCUCGGUACUCAGUGGACACUGCGUGCAACGUGUGUUUCGAGGUGAAAGAUGUGGAAAGGUCAUUCAAGGCUCUGCGCGCUCUCGGCUGCGAGUUCCUGGUCCCGCCCACCACGGUGCGGGACCACGGAGGUCCCGUGGACUACAUGGUGCUGAAAUCAGUUGUGGGUAACGUGUCCCACACACUUAUUGACAGGACCAACUACGAGGGCACCUUCUUGCCGGGGUAUGAUGCUGUCUCUGGGAUCUGUGACGUGGAGGAGUGUCCUGUCACGCACUUUGAUCACGUCACUUUUGCCUGCUGCAGAAAAUCAACUCCGCACAUCAUGCGGUGGUACGAGAAGCUCUUUGCAUUUCAGAGGUUUUUCAUUGACAGAAACGAAGAUGUGGAUGACGGUUACAUUGUAAACCAUGAGGGGAUUGGGCUGCGGCUUACUGCCAUGGAGUACUGGAAGUGCAGCAAAGCCGGCGUCAAACUUCCCUCUGCGGACAAAAACAAACCCGACUGCAAGUUUGUCAUCGCAGAGUCGCUGCCCGAACAAGGCAGGAACCAGGUGGACACCUUCUUGGAGCAGCACAGGGGCCCGGGGAUCCAGCACGUCGCACUCUAUACAAACGACAUCGUGGCUACCGCGCACACAAUGGCUGAAGGUGGUGUCCAGUUCUUCUCGCCUCCUCCUGCCUACUACACCAAGGUGGGAAAGCAGCAGGAGAUCCAGGAGGCGGGAUACGACCCCCAGAUACUUGCCGAGCACGGCAUCCUGCUGGACACGGACCUCCACCAAGACGUGUCAUCACAGGCAGGUGAAAACAACAGAUACCUCCUGCAAGUGUUCACCAAGCCCAUCUUUGCAGAAGACACAUUCUUUCUGGAGCUGAUAGAGCGAAGAGGAGCGACAGGCUUUGGCGAAGGGAACAUCAGAGCAUUAUGGAGGUCGGUGCAGACGUACAUAGAGAAUGAGGCAGCGGGUUGUCAAAGGUUGAGUGAACCACAGAGUGCGCAGCAUUAGUCUGUGCAGAAUUUUCCUUUUUUGCAAAUACCUUCAUGUCUGAGAGCAACUAAAACAUAAUGUAAGAUGUUUAUGUUUUCCACAAAUGAGUUUGAUAGAGUUUACUGCUGAUCUAAAAGUUGCACUGAUAUCAGAAUAUGUAUUAUUAUUGUUAUUAUUUUAUUAUUAUCAUGAUAUCAUAUUGGUUUUAUGAUAUUGUUUUUGUCAGACUUGUGAUUACUGAAAAACCAAAGAUUAAAGAAGAUGGUAAAGAGUGAGACAUCAUAUGCUUUUCUUAAAACGGCACAACAAAAAUGCACCUUUUUGCAGUGAAAAACUUUGUCUUCAUUGCUUCAAAGCAAAUUGCCACAAAUAUUCCUUAAUAAAGUUUUGUUGACACU
This is a messenger RNA of Thalassophryne amazonica, 1674 nucleotides long. It is a transcript of the gene hpdl, whose product is annotated as 4-hydroxyphenylpyruvate dioxygenase-like. Lineage: Eukaryota; Metazoa; Chordata; Actinopteri; Batrachoidiformes; Batrachoididae. The record is from RefSeq and is a predicted model, not a curated record. Gene Ontology annotation, biological process: aromatic amino acid metabolic process. Bases 17 to 1294 code for a protein of 425 amino acids. Gene Ontology annotation, molecular function: 4-hydroxyphenylpyruvate dioxygenase activity. The transcript has 5 exons.